AUGGCAUAUAUAAGAUUAUGUCCGUCAAAAAUCCCGAAUGGAAAUUUGAGAUCUGGUUGCCAAAGAAAAGGUGGAAGCAAAUGUUCAUAUACAUGUGACCUUGGUUAUCAAUCUACCAUACCUUCAGACUACAUUAUUUGUACAUCCGACUUCACAUGGCAUGAAAAUAUAGAAGAAUUAUGCAGACGUAUAAGUUGUCCUCUGGAAAUACCCAAUGGAAAUUUUUCAUCGCAUUGUCGAGGAAAUAUCGGAGAUAAAUGUGAAAUAGUGUGUCAGGAGGGAUUUAAUGCGGAACCUCGCUACAUAGUUUGUACAUCCUCGGGGUCUUGGGACAAGGACAUUCAUGCUGUUUGCGUGCGAAGCACAGAAAUACGCUGUCCACUUGAAAUACCCAAUGGAAAUUUCUCUUUGCUAUGCCAAGGAUCUGUCGGAGAGAAAUGCAAAGUUGACUGUCAUGGACAAUUGAAAACAAAUUCUUUACAUUUAGUUUGUACCUCCUCUGGAGAAUGGGACAAAGAUACAGAUCGUAUCUGUGUACAAAAUAGUUAUCGAAAUCGCAAGUUCCACAGCGCGGAUCGUCACAUUUGGAAACCAUAA
Saccostrea echinata is the source of this 597-nucleotide messenger RNA. Its product is annotated as P-selectin-like. The coding region runs from base 1 to 597 and encodes 198 amino acids. The transcript has 5 exons. The record is from RefSeq and is a predicted model, not a curated record. NCBI's taxonomy places the organism in Eukaryota, Metazoa, Mollusca, Bivalvia, Ostreida, Ostreidae.